This is a messenger RNA of Cherax quadricarinatus, 644 nucleotides long. Lineage: Eukaryota; Metazoa; Arthropoda; Malacostraca; Decapoda; Parastacidae. The record is from RefSeq and is a predicted model, not a curated record.
CGUAAAACCUUGAAGAGUUAACUGGAAAACGUGAAGGUAUAUUUGUUGAGUUUGUCGGUGGCGCGUCUGGUGAGUUGCCAGUCCAUGAGUUGCUCAAUGCAGAGCCGAGUCAGCUGCUUCAGUCUCAGUGCGCGAGUAGAGGCCCUCAUAGUGUGCAGUACUAGUAACAGCAACAAAGGCAGAAACUUCUAAAGCAGUUAAUAUACAAACUUGAAGAUGGUGUCUCAUUGGACUAUUGAUGUGGUGGUGAUGCUAGCACUGGUGUCUGCAGCAUCAGCCCUCAAGUGCUACAAAUGUAAAGACUGUGCUAACCAGUCUGCCCAGGUUGAAGAAUGUUCUUAUAACUAUGAUACCUGUAUGAAAAUUGAUCUUAGUGGCCAUGUAAUCAAGGGUUGUAGUAGAAGGGUUGAAUGCAGCUUGGGAACCAUUGAACGUGGAGCCGUCGACGCUUGGAACUCUGUUAAGAAUUGGAUAGCAAAUCUACAUGAAGAUAUUGAAGUGCCUCAAGAUGCUCAGGCCAGGGUGGUGGGCUGCUGUGAACAUGAUUACUGCAACUCUGCUGUCACCAAGUUGAUGAAUCCUCUCCUCUUGCUCCUGCCUCUCAUGAUGUACUACUUGCAGUGCUAGGCUCACAUGCUGUAUUG